AUGCUAUUAGAAGACGAAAGCGAAAUGAGAUUUGUGAGAGACGUGGGACGUAUUGCGCGUGCAUUCGAUAGACACCGGUUUCGCUAUUAUGAUAAGGAAAAAUUUUUCGUACAAUGUAUCGCCAAUAUAAAAGAAAACGAACUCGUAUAUCUGUCGAACUUGUUAAACCCUGUAGAAUGUUUGCAACUUGUACAAGCUAUAUACGAAGUAACUCCGAUGAAAACGGAACGUAGGGUGAGAAAGUAUGAAACUUUAAUGAAUAAAGAUUACACUGGAAUGUCGACAUUGUCGAAAGAAUGUCUUCUUAAUCUUGAAGAAUGGAGCCAAGAUUUUCCAACAAAUGCGAGACCAAAUGGAAGGAUAACGAUGGAAAUGAUAUUAAGAUGGUUAGGACGACCAGAUUUGGCAAAGUAUGUGAGAGAAAAUCGCAGUAUUGACUACUUCGAUACAGAGAAUUUAGCAGAUACGUUAGAAUUUCCAGGACACAGAGUGUCGAAAAGGUAUACCCCGGAAAAGGAUAAAAAUGCACAAGCUCAUAAAAAAAAAAAGAAGAAAAAGAAAAAGAAGAAGAGAAAGCAGAAAAAUUCUAACGCACAAAAUAAAAAAGUUGGAAAAGCAGUUGCAGCAAUGGGAGCACAUGCUAAAGUUAACAAGAAUCAUCGUGAGUUAAAAAAGAAAGAUGAUCGUCAUUCAAGACAGCCUAAUAAUAAUAAUAAUAAUUACAUCGCACACACAUCGAUGUACUGUUCAAUUUUACUUAUUCUAUUCUUUAUUACCAUUUGCCUUGUCGCUGCCUACUACUUUUACAAACGAAAUAGUACGAAGGCACGUGGUACGCGAUUCAAGCAUAUGCGGCGACCCAAAGAGGACAAAGAUACCUUCACCGAUUAUUUGGAAUGGAAAGACGAAAUUAUUUGUUCGUGUACGGACAUGGAGGACUAUUGCACGGGAGAAUGUUCAUGCAAAGAAAAUGAUUAUAAACAUCACGUAGAUCGUCGAAGUAGUAGCAGUGACGAUUCUGUCAAAGAAUUGAAUUUUGUGGUGCGUAAACCGAAAAAGAAAGAAAAGAAAAGAAAACGAUUUACCUUUUUCCAAAGCUCUUCUCAAAAUAAGAAGAAGGAAAAGGAACAGGAAUAUCGGGAUAGGAAGAAAAUUUUGGAAAAUAUGAUGAUGAAGAAACAUGAAAAACUAUUACCAAUGCUUCCAAACGAUGUAUGUUGUAAAUGUUGUAAAUGUACUGUGUAUAUUAGAGAUAAAAUAUUACGUGAAAAGAAAGCGAAAGAAAAGAAAGCAAGGAAAAAGAAGGAAAAAGAAGAAAAGAGAAGGAAAAGGGAAAAAUUGCGAAAAGAACUACGUGCAAAUAAUGUAUGUUUCAAAGAGACGUGUAAAUAAACUAUUGCUUGAUUUGCUAAUUA
Messenger RNA from Apis dorsata (giant honeybee), 1415 nucleotides. RefSeq lists its product as uncharacterized. The transcript has 9 exons. The record is from RefSeq and is a predicted model, not a curated record. Lineage: Eukaryota; Metazoa; Arthropoda; Insecta; Hymenoptera; Apidae. Bases 1 to 1392 code for a protein of 463 amino acids.